This is a messenger RNA of Trichobilharzia szidati, 2131 nucleotides long. Lineage: Eukaryota; Metazoa; Platyhelminthes; Trematoda; Strigeidida; Schistosomatidae. The record is from the annotation of a GenBank genome assembly.
CUCAAGGUCAUUUCACUGUCCGCUCAAGGACACUAAUUUUGAACCGCGGGUACGCGUGUUCAGUUCCUAACUUGGUUUUUAAUGGGAGAUUCAAGUUUUGAGGAGGAAUCUGCUGAUGAAUAUGAUGGUUAUGAUCCUGUGCAUAGUCGACUGGUGGAUGAUAAGGUAACUUAUCGGCCAAGAUAUGCUCCUUCUGAACCUGAUGAAGAUUCGAGGUCUGAUGAUCUUAAUGACGGACCGGAGGAUCGUGAGUCCUAUUCCCACUAUUUCCCACACUCGCCAGUGGGUUCUCCUGACGAGGGUCCUGUCGUUAAGUCUGAACAGAAUGAGUCUCAGAAGAGUCCAGACAAUGAUAGGGAAUAUCAUGUCGAACCUAUUGUGGAUGUCACUACUCCAUGUUAUGCUCCGAGUCAAGCUUUAAGCCGUACUCCUGAAUCUAGUCCAGCACUAAGCUACACUGCAAGUGAGCAUGCGUCUGACGUAGUUCCAACUAAAAAAGUUGAGUCUAAUAUUCCUGAGAGAAUCUCAGAACUGGAGGAAUCAGAGGACAACAAUAGCAGUAGCUCCGAGUCAGAUAUAGAAGACUAUAGCCAAGACGUGCAGCAGCAUGAGUCUGAUAAAAAUAGAGAUGAUCCCGUCGAAAAUUUGCCACAAACAGGAUCUGGUUCUCCUGUCGAACCAGAACAUUACAAAGAGUUUCACGAUAUUUUUGAAGAUAAUGAUGAAGAACAAGACCAGGGUAAAUUCAAUGAAGACUUUGAAGGAUUUGAAAGAGAUGAACAACCAGAAUCUCAAGUAGAUGGCAUUAUAGCUGAUAUCUUUGGUGAAAGUGAUGCAGAAGAAGAGUUUGAGGGUUUCGCUGAAAAUGAACUGGACAAAGGUGUUGAAGAAGAGGUUGAAAUUCAAACAUCUGAUCAGGUUUCACAUAAGGGUCACAAACCUUCUUCUGCAGAAAAUGACGACGAUGAAGAAUCUGGAGAGGAUGACGAGUUUGUAUCUGAUUUUGAUCGCAUAAUGGCAAAAAAGAAAGAAGAACUCCGACGAAGACGAAAACGCAAUAGAGACAUCGAAUUUCUAAAUGAUAGUGAUGAUUUGAUCGUGGAAAUGAUUUCGCGGAUGAAAAAUGCUGCUGAUGAAGACAGACAGUUACUUUCAGCUGGUCAACCUGCAACUAAGAAACUGAGCAUGUUUAAAGACGUUUCAGCUCUUCUUAGACGAGCAGACCUGAAAUCUGCGCUUAUUGAAAAUGGAAUGCUUUCUGCCAUAACAGAAUGGCUGUCUCCACUUCCUGGUCAUACCCUGCCGAAUCUCAUCAUUCGUGAUUCCAUGUUGACCAGUCUUAGUGAAUUUCAGUCAUUGUCACCAGAGGUUCUUCAAGAGUCCGGGAUUGGAAAAGCAUUAAUGUACUUGUAUAAACAUCCAAGAGAAACACGAGAAAACAAGGAUAAGGCUGGAAGGCUAAUUAAUGAAUGGUUAAGGCCAAUAUUCAAUUUAAAAAGUGAUUAUCGUACUUUAACUAAAGAAGAACGUAAACAAUUGGAUUAUGAACAUUUGCCUAAACGAAGAAAUAUCGACAAUGAAGCCUACAAUCAUCGUGAUAUAAAUCGUGAAUUAGAUGGUGAGGGAAAAGGAGUCUUAAGACCUGGAGAUCCUGGGUGGAUUAAUAGGGCUCGGGUCCCUCAGCCAUCAAACAAGGACUAUAUUGUUCGACCUAAAUGGCGUGUGAAGGAAAAUCCUAAUGGAGACGAUGAUGACGACGAGGGAAAUGAUGAUCGCACAGACGAAUCUCAAUCGCUUAAUCGAAGACGCCGGAAACCGGGAUCCUCUGGCUUUGGAGCUACCUCAAGAAUCGAAGGCCAUAUACGUAAUUUAACUAACAGUGCUCGCAGGAGUCAUGCUAAAGCUGCUCGUGCUGUCCCAAUGAGUAUUGAAGGUCGUAACAUGUCUCUGUAAUCAAAUCAUUCCACUAUGAUUUUGUUUUGAUCAUCGAGUUCUUUCGUCUUCUUGUACAGUAAUUUGCUUCUUCCAUGCUGAAAUAUAUAACCUCCAAAAGAUUCGUGUUUAUAUUUCGUGCUUUCAGUAUUAUGAAAUAGUUAAUUUAUUUCUCAUCAAAUAUAUAUCCUCUUGUAAA